UAAACAUCAUGGCUGCCAAUGCAUGUCCUGUAACGCCGGAGCGGGUUCGAAAAAUUCUUUCAUCGUUUUUGAGCGAUGGAACGAAAAAAGGAAACGACAAUGAAAGCAGGUCAGAAACUACGGCUACUGCAUCUGGAACAAUACCAAAGCCCAACAAGGAAAAUAAGGUCACAGAGAAGAAGCAAGAUAGUAGUCCUAAUUUGAGAAGCAGGGAUGCCUUCUUUGCCAGAGUAGCCACAUUUUCUCCUCUGACCUGGUUUGCUAAACCAGGAGAGUUGUCCCCCUUGGUAUGUGCUCAGUAUGGCUGGGAGAACACGGAGAUGGACAUGCUGCGAUGUGUCAGCUGUAAGUCCUUCCUGUGUGGGAAGCUGCCUGACAACACCGACCAGGUUGCAUAUAAGGAAGCCUGGGUGAAGCUGAAGAAGUCUGUCUGUGCCAGUCAUGAGAAGAUCUGUUCCUGGUCAACCAACCCUGCUCCAGACUGGUACAUGCAUGUUCCCCACUUUGACCCGGAGGAGGUGAGGCGUGACUUCCAGACCCGGUACAAGGGGCUGAAGGAGGCCAGGGAAACAUUACCAGACAUCAACUACGACAGUCUGGCCAAGUUUGGUUUUGACACAUAUCACUGUGGGCGACUGACCUUCUCCUUGGAUAAGUCGAGUGAAGAGGGGACGAAGGUGGCCGCAGCGCUCGCAGUCACUGGCUGGGCCAUUAGUAAUAACGAUACCCUGGUGUGUGAGUAUUGUCAAAGGCAUGCAGGGCUGUGGAAUUUCAAGGUGAAGAUCAACAAUGGCACUGACCAAAAUGGAGACUCCGAUCCUCCCCUGAAGAAACAGAAAUUGGAAAAGAAAGACAGUUUUGAUCCCUCUGAUGAACAUCGCACAUUCUGCCCGUGGAUCACCUUGCAUGAACAGGACGACAAUUCUCAAUCCUUAGCAGGCAACACCACUUCACAGACGAGCCCAAGUCUGUUUCGAAACAACUCACAGCCUAACACUAAGCAGAGUCCCGGGCCAAAGUCACAGAAUACACAUAGUCCGGGGCUCAACUCUUCUCAGUGUUCUGACACAAGUGAUGAUAGCUGUGUAUCCCCAGGCCCCCCGCAGAGGAAGGAGGGUAUGAAAAUCCCAGGAUGGGUUCAGAAUCUCAACAUCAUUGCUCCUUGCCUCCUGUCCAAUGAUAGAGAAAGCUUGUCCAAAACAAUCAGAAAGAGUCCUAUGGUGGUCGGGCUACGCUCAAUUCGCAGGCUGUUCAAAGACUGGGCUACACCAGAGACGAAACAGGCAUCUUGAACUUUAACAUCCAUCAUUUGUGUACAGUUGUCUGGACUGUCUGAAUUAUCCAGUGUAUUUAAUCUUAAUUCUUUUGUGGCAAAUACCCUGGACCUACUCAUCACCAAAGCUUCAUUUAGGAAGAGAUGUCACCAUCUUAAUCCCUCACUAACUUGGGCCAGGGCCCUGUUCCACAAAGAGAUCUUAGCGCUAAGACUGCCGUAAGUCAAUGUUAAAGUAUGGCAGUUACGAUCGUCUUGGAGCUACGAUCGCUUUGUGGAACGGGACCCUGGACUUCUCUCAAUCAUGAGCUUGAUUUAACCGACCAAUCAAAUAGCUUCUACUAAACACCUGUUUGGUUAGUUCUACAUGCAAACUCUCAGAGGAAUCCCUUGAGAUUUAAUCAAGUAAAACAAACUAUUGUCUGGAAAAGAUGUUUUCCUGGUUGCUGAAACAGGCGAGGACCCAUGGCAGUGAUGGGCCCAGGGUAUUUAUCCUGGAGAUUUAAUACACUGGAUUAUUGAGGAUGAUACAGGGAGGGUUUCAGUAUUGCAUGUUAACCAGCUUCCAGAGGCAAGGGAGUUAACUGACUCAAGUUUCACCCUUCAGAAUUUUGAUUGCACAAUGCAUUGACUCGUUAGUCCAGCCAAAUAUAACUCCAUAAUUCCAGCCUAGUUCGACAAGGUCACUUAACUGGAAGAUGCAUGUUGACAUACACAUUGAGAUACACGUCAGAAUCUGAUAGUUCAUGAUUUUCUGUAACAGAAUGAUUGAGAGGUACAACAGGUACAGUAUGGUGGAUUCCUCAGGAGCAUCAUCUGUAUCACAUACAAUCCUUGUAAGUUGAUGAGUAACAUCAGCACCUGGAGCCAAGUCGGUACAUCCCUUGUUGAUGAAGUGCCCUCUCUUUUGAGUCAGUCAUUCAAAUAUCAUAACUACAGAUUGCAGAAACCCUUUCUGGUCUGUUUUGUUUGUUCUCCCCAAACUUGGCAAUAUUUGACGGCAGUCUGGACCAAACAAUCCAGAGUUUGACAUGAGCAUCGAUCUACGCAACUGGGAUACAAUGACAUGCAUCAACAAGCCUGACCAACCGAUCCCCUUAGUCACCUCUUACGACAAGCAUGGGUUGCUGAAGAUCAAGUCUGACCCAGAUCUUCGGACUUCAAGUUUUGGGCACAGUCUGGAUUUGUCUGGUUCCGACUUGAUUAUUAAUAGGCCACCAUUAUAUAACUGGACUAUUUCUGAGUGCAGUGUUAUGCAACUAACAAACAACAAAAUCUUUGAUUAACCUUGUGUGAUGUUAUAUCCAGGGGAUCUGUUGCUGGGAUUUUGGGUGUGGGAUAAACAUGUUUUCCCCGUGUUUGAGACAGUGAGAGCCAAUGUAUUGGCUCUGAUUUUGUAAAUAUGUCAACAUUGUUUUUUGUUUCAAUAAUGUGUUCAAAGUAUUUUUGCUUCAACUGUUUACGCUGAUGAGUCAAGAUUCUGUUGUAUUUUUUGUUGUUGUGUACAUACUUCAGAUUGUUUUAAAAAAAAUCUACAAUAAUCAUUAUCAUAAUGAUAUGCAUGAACUAUCUGAGACAUAAUGUCUGACAACAGUGCAAUAGCUGUUUACACUUUAGACUAUUAUCACAGUUGUACUGCUUAUGAAAUACCGGUAUAAUAUAGAGAAAGCUCUCUUUUUGGUAAAAGUAUUUUUCAUUAGCAAACGUAAAUGUUAUUAUUCAUUCUUCAACAUUGUGUUUUUUCUUCAUCCCAUCUGAUGUGAAUCUGGGCACACUAUGAAGUCCAUUCUUGGAGACCCGUCAUUAAGAUGGCUGCAAUAGCAGAGGAGCUCAAGUGACAUCUCAGAGCAGUACAGUAAACUACCGUUAUAACGAACUAGAGGGGACCACUAAUUUUAGUUCGUAAUAGCCGUAGUUCGUUAUAAGCACAUACCGCAUAUAUACAACAAAUAGUCGGGGCUAAAAAAUAAGUUUGUUAAUUCAGUCAGUUCGUUAAAACUUUGCAGGAACAUUUUCUGUACAAUUGUACACAUGUUAGGACCUCUAUUCAAGCUAUUAGACCCAGGUGUAUGCUUGGUAUAACACUGAACACUGCAAAAACCUGCCAUGGUCACAUGGUACUGCCUUAGUGCCUCCCUGGCAGUAUCAACUUGAGGGAUAUUUGUAAUUUAGACAAGAUAUGAAAUAUUUGACUUUA
This is a messenger RNA of Haliotis rufescens (red abalone), 3470 nucleotides long. Its product is annotated as nuclear-interacting partner of ALK-like. The transcript is spliced from 9 exons. Gene Ontology annotation, molecular function: zinc ion binding. Gene Ontology annotation, cellular component: nucleus. Bases 9 to 1292 code for a protein of 427 amino acids. The record is from RefSeq and is a predicted model, not a curated record. Lineage: Eukaryota; Metazoa; Mollusca; Gastropoda; Lepetellida; Haliotidae.